Molecule: messenger RNA, 264 nt
Organism: Drosophila rhopaloa
Lineage: Eukaryota; Metazoa; Arthropoda; Insecta; Diptera; Drosophilidae
Source: RefSeq, a predicted model, not a curated record
AUGCUGCCAUCCACAGAGGUCCUCCGGCGAUGGCGAUGGCGUGUAUCUUGUAUCUUCAGAUGCAGCAUGGCCUGCAACAACAGCGCCAACGUGCCAUGCAAAAUUGAUGGCUGCGGAGGGGGGGUUGUGGGGCUUAAGUGGCUGCUUUAUGGGCGACAACGGAGCAGGACAUCCAGGGAGUCAGGACAUGGGACCUAUUUUGGCCUGGCAGGACCAAAUUUAAUGCCAGAAAUCAAUCUUGUGACUCUUCAAUCAAUUGAUUAA